This is a messenger RNA of Tricharina praecox, 1238 nucleotides long. Its product is annotated as amidohydrolase family protein. Bases 116 to 1165 code for a protein of 349 amino acids. The transcript is spliced from 2 exons. The record is from RefSeq and is a predicted model, not a curated record. Gene Ontology annotation, molecular function: hydrolase activity. Lineage: Eukaryota; Fungi; Ascomycota; Pezizomycetes; Pezizales; Pyronemataceae.
UAGCCGAGAGACUUUCUUUUUCCACGCCCGGGGUCCCGACUCCCGACAUACGCUUAGCGAGCUGGCUUCCAGUGCCCCCCGCACCGUCCGCGCUCACCACGACGUCACCGCCACAAUGCCCCACGAAAUAAUCGACUCGCACAUCCACCUCUUCACCGCGUCCGACCUGCCGCACCUAUCAUGGAUGACCCCGUCGAAUUCGCUUAACGCCCCGCACUCCGUCGCGGAAUACACCGUCGCAUGCGAUACCGCCCUUACAGACGGCUCUGAUACCUCCGCUGCCAGCCCAGACCGCACUUCCAUCGCAGGGUUCAUCUUCGUCGAGACCGACCGUGCGUACACGCUUCCGCUCGAAGCGACCGAGGAAUGUCUUUCCCAGCCGCUUGCCGAGCUCAGAUUCGCGGCCGCACUGGAGGGCUGCUUGGCUGUUGUACCGUUUGCGCCCGUAACGCUCGGUAGAGACGGGAUGGAGAAGUGGUGGACCAUGGUGGCAGAGUCCGACAGGAAACGGGUGUGUGGAGUUAGGUACCUGUUCCAGGAUAAGCCCGCGGGUACGAUGCUGCCGGCAAACGUGGAGCAGGGAGUGAAGUGGGUGCUCGAGAAGGGGUUGGCGUUCGAUCUAGGCGUGGACUUUCAUCGUGGCGGAGAGUGGCAGAAGCACGAAGCGCUGCGGAUGUUGAAGGGAGUGUUCGAAGGGGCGAGCGACAAAGGCGGCUGGAUCGUGUUGAAUCACAUGGGCAAGCCUGACAUGACCAUUCCUAGCGAGGCGGCGACAUCGCAUCCCACAUUCAUCGCAUGGAAGGCCCAUCUCACCCGGAUCGCGGCUUUCCCGCGGGUGGCAGUGAAGAUGUCGGGCGUCUUUUCCGAGCUCGAUACGUCCGCCGGGAUGUGGGAACCGGAAACACUGGAACAACAGGUUCUUCCCUGGGUAACCGCCGUCUUCGAGAUCUUUGGAGCCGAUAGGGUGAUGUGGGCGAGUGACUGGCCGGUCUGUAACAUCGGGUAUGGAGGCAAGGAGGGGGCUCACCCGCAGUACGCAUGGAGCUGUUGGCGGCAGGCGACAUUUGGCAUUCUGGGGAGGCUGGUUGCACGAAAGAAGCUCACCGAGAAGGAGGCGAAGGAUGUGUGGGGUGCCGUUGCUAGGAAGGUUUAUCGUCUAACAUGAGCGGGAAGUUACAAAUGAAAGCUACUGCUGUUAACCGGAAUUCAACAUAUUGUAUUCCCUCGCGUGUACCACG